Oryzias latipes (Japanese medaka) is the source of this 3286-nucleotide messenger RNA. It is a transcript of the gene marchf9, whose product is annotated as membrane-associated ring finger (C3HC4) 9. Gene Ontology annotation, biological process: protein ubiquitination. The record is from RefSeq and is a predicted model, not a curated record. Lineage: Eukaryota; Metazoa; Chordata; Actinopteri; Beloniformes; Adrianichthyidae. Gene Ontology annotation, molecular function: ubiquitin-protein transferase activity; zinc ion binding.
GCCCGCGCCCGCAGCGUUCACGUCAGCAGAGGGAGAUCAGCACCUCGGACAGCAGCCGCCGGUCACUGAGAAAGCCGCCACAGCUCCUUGCCUGCCCACGCAGCUGCUGGGAACGCGGCAGAGGCGCGUCAACCGCCGGAGGAGAUGGACGGAUGACCGGAGGGGGGAAAAAAUGGCGAGCUGUUUACUGGAUGACAGUCAGCUUUUUUCCCUCCCUGUUCCGGAAGUAGUGGCUGCUAAGGGUUCAAUCUCCAAGCCGACCAUUUCGAGGAGGAAAAAAGAACCAUCACCGCCAUACAUAACUGAUCCCAUGAUCAAUGCCUUCGCUGAGGUGUCACAUCUGACAGAUGCGGAUCCACGCGCAUAAUCGGAACAUCCAGGUGCCUUCUUCUUCUUCUUCUUCUUCCUGCCUCUCGUUUAUUUGGCUCCUGGCUCGCGCUCAGGUGCUGAUCGUGGACAUCGAGCGAGGACAGAAAAACAUGGGGCUCUGGGGUGUUUUUGCAUUUCUGCUAUAGGCUUGUGAAAAUGCAAAUCCAAAGGGCUGCAUUUCUCAUCUCGAUGAGGAUUGUCGGGGAGGACGGCGCGGAUUGUUUUUGCCUUUGAGAUAAAAAAAAGGGAGAAGAAAGAAGGAGGAGGAAAAAAGCGACCAUGCUCUGACGGAGGAUUCAAUAAUGGACAAUAAAACAAAAAGACAAUAAAAAAGACCAAUUUUAUCUCUUCUUUUUCUAUUUUCUGGAUUAUGAUUCUUGACAAGAGUCCCAGAUGUAAGUGUGUGGAUGGGAUGCCGUUAGCGUUAGAUUUUACAUCUCUGAUGCUUUCCUUUCCACUCCGUUCUCUUUCGAUCUUCUGCUUUGGGUAGCAAAAACAUGUAGGCUGUUAUUGUUUUUUUAAAUAAUUUCCUUUGCCUGCAAGCCUCUGAAAAUGAAGGUGGAGGAAAUGGAGCAGUGAGCGCGCAGGCAGGCAGGCAGGUUGUGGUGUUUUCUGGGGUGCGGUGGAGGACGCAUCUCGACGGAGAGUUGUUUGAGUAAUGAAUAUUGAGAGAGAGUGUGUCGGCCAGCUGAAAGGGAAAAAUCUUUCAUCCGCAUUGGCUUCGACACACAUGCCAUCAGUGGAGCGGGAGCCCUCCUUUCUCCUGAUAGAGGAAAAGCCUCAGAAAAGCAUGAAUUUUCCAGGCUGAAUGAGGAGAAACUCGGAGCAGUGAAGCGCAUCUUUACGCAGACAAACAUGUUCAAGUAUCGGAUCCGCAUGUUUUUUAAUGAACUCAAAGUCCUGGUGUUUAUGCGAUCCGAUUCAAGACAGUCCGGCUCAGACACAGAGAGGCGCACCACCACCACCACCUCCACCAUGCGCGGUUUGGGGAUGGGCGGCUGCGGCUGGCCGCCGUUCGUCGACUGCCAUUCCCGGGACGACGAGGAGGAGUAUUACGGCAGCGACCCGCGGCCCCGGAGCCUGGCGUUCGAGGACAAGGAGCCCAAACUGCAAGUGGGCCUGGACGCAGUGUCCCUGACCAGCACCGCCAGCAGCCUGCGGACCCCCCAGUGCCGGAUCUGUUUCCAAGGCCCCGAGCAGGGGGAGCUGCUGAGCCCGUGCCGUUGCGACGGCUCUGUGCGCUGCACCCAUCAGCCCUGCCUCAUCCGAUGGAUAAGCGAGAGGGGCUCCUGGAGCUGUGAGCUUUGUUACUUCAAGUACCAGGUCCUGGCUAUCAGCACCAAGAACCCACUGCAGUGGCAGGCCAUCUCUCUGACGGUGAUCGAGAAGGUGCAGAUCGCCGCCAUCAUUUUGGGCUCUCUAUUCCUCAUCGCCAGCAUUUCCUGGCUCAUCUGGUCCUCCCUCAGUCCCUCAGCCAAGUGGCAGCGUCAGGACCUGCUCUUCCAAAUCUGCUACGGCAUGUACGGCUUCAUGGACAUCGUCUGCAUAGGCCUUAUCAUCCACGAGGGAUCAUCGGUGUAUCGCAUCUUCAAACGAUGGCAGGCUGUCAAUCAGCAGUGGAAGGUGCUGAACUAUGAGAAAUCAAAAGACUUGGGCGACCCGCUCAGCUCAAACAGUAAGACUGGCGCCCGCGGUUCUCGCUCCAGCCCUCACGGAGUGGCCAGCAGCGGCGGCGGGCGGCAAAGCAGGAGGCUAAGAACUAUUCUGAACCACCACUGUGGAUACACCAUCUUACACAUCCUGAGUCAGCUGAGGCCCAACGACCCGCGGAUCAGCGCCGCCGCCAACCGGGAGGUGGUGAUGAGGGUCACCACCGUAUGAGGCGGGGCCAGGCAGGGGAUAGACUCCAUCUCCGAAGUGAAACAAGUGGAAGAACGUAUGGACCUAUUAUUAAACACUAAAGACUCCAGCCGGAAACCCUGCGAGGAGCUGAACGGUGCCUGGAGCAUCAACAGACUGAACCCUUUGUGGAUUUCUCCUCUUGUUUCGUACAGCAAAAAGGAAGCCAGAUGCUCCUUUUCAAUAAAUAAAAAAACUGAUAAAAAUAGGGACAUUAAACAUGAAAUGAACAACGGGGGGAUUGUAAACAGGCUUUAUAACCUGAUCCAAGAUGUUUUUCCAGCCCAAUAUCAGGAUAACACACAUUUCAAUCCUCCAGGUUUUAUUUACAUGUCCUUUUCUUUUCCUACACGUUUUGAUUUUCUACUGCUUUUAGAGGAAAUCAUGUGACUCCGUACAUGCCAAACGUUUCUAACUACGUGUAAUGAUCUUUCUACAAAUGAUGCUGGCAAAUAGACCGAAAUACUGAGACGAAGCAAACACGGGGGGAGUGUGGAGGCGUCAACACAACAAUAAAUCUCUACAAAUAAAACGAAAAAAAGUCAAAGAAAAGCCAAUCAUUUUCCAGUCACACCUAAUCUUUAUCGCAAUAAGAACGUGUAUGUACAUUUCACAAAGAAUUUUGCAUGGAUAUAUCAUUUUAUUCUUCAUCACACAUAGACAUGUCAAUUUUACUCUAUUUUAAAAAGGUGCUUGCCAAAAUAAAAUCUUCAAAGGCAUUUGACGUCAUCGCACCAACUCUUUGUCGACAUGACAAAUGCCAGUGUGUUACAGCUCUUUCAGCUCAAAUACAGAGUGUUGCUGCUGUGUGCUGAUUCAGAUUUGAUAACAAGCAAAAUAUUGGAUUAAAAAGUGGAGGUCGGAUGACCUCUUACCUCUCAGCCUCACAUGUUAGUCUCUUCUUUACCCGACGUAACGUUUGAUGCAUGCAGUGUUGGUUGAGUGUGUUGCUAUCUUUCUGAUAUCCAACUGUCAUGAGGUCAUUCAUUUUCAGGAAAUAAACUUUGUAUUUACUACA